AAAGAAUGAAAAUGCAAAUCACAUAGUAAUUCGAAGCAGUACAACUGUCGUACAUAUAAAUAAUAGAUUAUUACAAUAAUUAAUAGAGGGUAAUUCCACAAAUGGCUUUUCCAUCUGCAACAACUAAUUGUAACUGAAACCACUUAAACCUCUUUUCUUUCAUUUUGAUUCAGACUUUUGGAUCUGAUGGUUUCGUUUUCUGCAUGUUUUUUCACUCUCCCUCGUAUCUUUGCCGAAUCAUCAGGCUUUGAGUCGUAAUCCAUCGGACAGCCUUUAAUUACACGUGACGUGAAAAGUCCAAGUCAAUACUUUCCGACAGGCCGUGCCACAUAAAUAAAUCAAUAAUCUGCUGAAGCUUUGGGGGAGAGUGGGCCGAGAGGAGGGGCGGUCACUUAUCUCCAUGUAUGUUCAUCCAACCCAUCGGAUAAGCUGAUGCUUGGAUAUUGUCAAAUCAAAAUAUUCGCCGUUUUUAGAUUUGUGCUUAUUUGUGAGCUAUCGAAGUCCCGUCUGCGGCCCGUGAACCUGAACGAUGAGUAGCGUGGAGAUUCCGGCCGGGUUGAAGGAGCUGCUGCAGGGCUACACGGUGGAGGUGCUUCGCCGCGAGCCGCCGGAUUUGGUUGAAUUUGCCGUGCAGCAUUUUACACGAAUUCUGGAGGGUCAAAAAAAGAACCGAGGAGCCAAGAAACGCAGCACCAGACCUGCCCGGAAAGGAGUGACCUUUGACACGGUGUCGAACAAGCCCAGUAAGGUUGAUGAUGAUGAGGAGGAGGAAGACACUAUUAAGUCCACCACCAGUAAAUAUAAUCGCAGAGUUUCAGUUUGUGCAGAGGCGUACAACCCCGAUGACGACGAGGACGAUGAUGCAGAGCUUCGGAUUGUGUAUCCGAAAACAGAUGUGCAGCGUCGCAGGCUUCAGGAUGCGUGCAGAGACAUUCUGUUGUUUAAAACCCUGGAGCAGGAGCAGUUCUCUGAGGUUUUGGACGGCAUGUUCGAGGUGUUGGUCAAACCUCAGGAGCACAUCAUAGACCAAGGAGCCGAUGGAGACAACUUCUACGUCAUAGAGAAAGGUGUGUACGACAUUCUUGUGCAGAAGGGCGGAGUGAGCGUGUGCGUUGGAAAGUACGACAAUAAGGGCAGCUUCGGUGAGCUGGCUCUCAUGUACAAUACGCCGCGAGCCGCCACAAUCAUCGCCACGCAGGAGGGCGCCCUGUGGGGCCUGGAUCGAGCCACUUUUCACAGACUGAUUGUUAGAAAUAACGCGAAGAAGAGGAGGACGUACGAAGCCUUCAUCGAGUGUGUUCCUCUUUUGAAGUCUCUUGAGCUCUCUGAGAGGAUGAAGAUUGUCGACGUUGUCGGAGCGCGAGUGUUCAAAGACGGAGAGCGCUUGAUAACGCAGGGGGAGGAGGCCGACUGCUUCUACGUCGUGGAAUCCGGAGAGGUGAAGAUCAUGAUAACGAGCCAGGCGAAGGCGGGCCAGCAGGACGAGGUGGAGGUGGCUCGCUGCUCUAGAGGGCAGUAUUUCGGGGAGCUGGCGUUGGUCACCAACAAACCUCGAGCAGCAUCCGUUUACGCCGUGGGAGAGACCAAAUGUUUGGUAAUCGACAUCCAGGCUUUCGAGCGGUUGCUGGGACCCUGCAUGGACAUCAUGAAGAGGAACAUUUCCCAGUAUGAAGAACAGCGGGUGGCGCUUAUGGGCUCCAGUGUGGAUUGAAACACCAACACACGUACUUUGAAAAUGAAGCAGUAUUUAAGUACAUAGUGAUCUUCCCUUGAGUUAAAUGUAACUCAGAUCCUUAUGUUUUAUAUUCUGUGAGAUGUAUUGAACUGUUCCAUUACUGUCAGAGCUUUAAAUAUCGACUUGAAUGCAACAGAACCAGAGAAAUACACUUUUGUAGAUUCUUUCUCGUUCCAAUUCAAGACGUUACCAGUAAAGUACAACUCAACUGCCUACAGUUUGAGUUUUAAGUGUGUUGCAUGAAGCACUUUAUGUAUCCUCAAGCAGAGGUCUGGUGAAUCCACUUAUUUAUAACCACCCUGAUCUUUCUCAAAUUGGUAGUCUGCAGACCCAACUGAUAACUGUACUUGUCUUUCCCAGUUUGAUGUGUGUGUAUAUUUAGACAAUUCCACCAUGUUAGUCAUUGUGCUGAUCAAUAACUGAUGGAUUAUUUGAUAAGCCAAAUGUACUCAUCUUUAUGAAAAACGUUAAGACAGAAUUAAUCAAAGUUGAGUUUUUAUUUGAGUUACAAAAUAUGAAGUGCAAUUAGCAGACUCCACAGGAGAGUUUGCCAACCUUCUUGUUACAAGUAUUUACACCCAGGGAUACCCAUCUAAAUGUCACUCUGUGUUCAAGUCUGUUAAGUUGUCAUGGUUUAAAUAUUUAAAAUAUCUACAAGUCUUAUUGUAGCUUGUUCAAUGCAAAGGCAGGUGCCAAAAAAAUAUAGCCGCUCCAAUUAUGUGAGAAAGAGCAGAGCUGGUGGAAUUAAAGGAGCUGUUAAACGAA
Messenger RNA from Gasterosteus aculeatus aculeatus (three-spined stickleback), 2500 nucleotides. RefSeq names its product protein kinase, cAMP-dependent, regulatory, type II, alpha, B (gene prkar2ab). The record is from RefSeq and is a predicted model, not a curated record. Gene Ontology annotation, biological process: negative regulation of cAMP-dependent protein kinase activity. Gene Ontology annotation, cellular component: cytosol; cAMP-dependent protein kinase complex. NCBI's taxonomy places the organism in Eukaryota, Metazoa, Chordata, Actinopteri, Perciformes, Gasterosteidae. Gene Ontology annotation, molecular function: cAMP-dependent protein kinase inhibitor activity; protein kinase A catalytic subunit binding; cAMP binding.